Ruditapes philippinarum (Manila clam) is the source of this 2188-nucleotide messenger RNA. RefSeq names its product rho GTPase-activating protein 8-like. Lineage: Eukaryota; Metazoa; Mollusca; Bivalvia; Venerida; Veneridae. Gene Ontology annotation, molecular function: GTPase activator activity. The record is from RefSeq and is a predicted model, not a curated record. The transcript has 14 exons. The coding region runs from base 337 to 1824 and encodes 495 amino acids. Gene Ontology annotation, biological process: negative regulation of endocytic recycling; small GTPase-mediated signal transduction. Gene Ontology annotation, cellular component: cytoplasm.
UUUAUUACAACGUUGACCGAUAGUAAUGUCAACUUCCGCCCACUGGCAAAACCUUAAAAAAUUAUUAACCUUGUAUUUGUCAUUGUUUAUAUGGUAGAAACGUGUAGGGUUUUAACAAUCAUUUGUUUACACAUUGUUUUUUGCUCAUACAAAGUUUGACACUGUUACGCGUUUUAUGUCAGUCAAAAACGGCUGGUCAAUUUUGGAAUACGUUUUUUCUGAUGUUUAGUAGUUUACACACUUGACAGUUGACAGGUCAAAACUGAAUCAGUGAAUACUUUCUUGAUUCAUCAUUCAAAAUAUCACUCAUGAAUAUUUAGAAACAACACUUGCAAAAUGGCUGAAAAUGGUCGGCCUUCCCAACUGGAAUUUCAAGAAAGUAUAGAUGCAGAAAGUCUAGAGACACCAGCCUCUGAUUUUCAAGAUCCUGAAUAUGAGUUUGAUGAAGAUGGGCUUGAUUUAGCUGCUAAAGAAGCAGAGUUAGACAUCGAGGCAGAAUUAGAAGGGGAGGUAAGAAGUGGUGAAACAAACUCCCAUCAGACCCCAGUGUUGCACUGGGACAUAGGCACAGAGUUGUCUCGUAAUAGUUCGGAAGGAUGUGCUCCAUUCAGAAGUGGUUCUAUCACGCCAGAUGGUCUGAUUGACGAGGAUUUCGAGGAGGAAAUUGGACAACCUAUCGAUGAGGAUGAGGCCGAGGCUGGGGAUUAUCAUGACAUUGCUAGACAUGGCAUCAUUGAGGUGGCGGGCGAUGAUGUAUACGGCAGGAAGGUUAUUGUGUUCUCUGCUUGUAAAUUACCUCCAAAAACAGAACUAAAUCACCAAAGAUUAUUUGAGUUUAUGAAGAUGACAUUGGACCAGUAUGUAGAGAUGGAUUAUGUAAUAGUGUAUUUCCAUCACGGCAUGACGAGUAAAAACAAACCAAAGUUGUCCUGGAUGGUACAAGUAUAUAGGGAACUAGACAGAAAGUAUAAAAAGAAUUUGAAAGCUCUAUAUUUGGUGCAUCCAACCAAUUUCAUUAGAAUAUUGUGGAAUAUAUUCAAGCCCAUCAUCAGUGCAAAGUUUGGCCGGAAGGUUAUGUAUGUGAACUAUCUACAUGAAUUGAAGGCUCAUUUACACUUUGACCAACUUAAAGUCCCUCCACUUGUGCUACAGUACAAUGCUAAGAUCCUCUCAACACAGAAACCUACAUAUCCAUAUGAGGGUGACGUGCAGCGUAACAACAGUUCACUAAAAACACAACAAUUUGGUGUUUCUUUGUCAUUAAUAAAAGCAAAUUAUGGUCAGGUUAUACCACCAGCUGUUCAACAAACUGUAGAGUUCCUCAGAGUACAUGCCUUAGACUCAGAGGGUAUUUUUAGACGCACAGCCAAUGCGUCCACAUUGAAACAAGUGCAGCGAAGAUUGAAUGAUGGAGAGACAAUAGAUUUCACUGAGUUUCACGAUGUCACGACGGCUGCUGUGACGUUAAAAACAUUCCUGAGAGAAUUAUCCGAACCAAUAUUGACAUUUGAAUUAUAUGAACCAAUUAUAAGGCUUCAUGGUCAAGAGAAAGAAGAGCAGAUUUUACAGGCAAAGAGAAUGUUGACGGAAGAGUUACCAGAGGAUAACUACACUGUACUGAAAUAUAUCCUGGAUCUUCUUUCAGAGGUCGCCGCCCAUUCUGACAAGAAUAAGAUGACCACAACAAACUUAGCAAUUUGUUUCGGACCAAACCUGAUCUGGCCGAAGGGUCAGGCGUCGCUCAAUACAAUGGGACAUGUUAAUACAUUUGCCCUUUUGCUGUUAGAUAACUUUGAUGAGUUAUUUAAUAGUGGAACGUCUUAGGGCAAAAUGAAAAAAGAGAGUUUCAUGGACCCAAUUUAAUGUUUUAAGAUGGAUUGUUUCACCUUUCGCAAUAUAAAACAUUUCUGAGGAGAAGUGCUGUGUAAAUAACAUUAUGUUAUUUCUAUAUGGACCAAUAAUAUCUAUAAUAAAUUAUGUAUUAUAAAUUAUCACAAAUUGCAUAGAAUGGUGACACAGUUUUCCUGUACAGCACUACACAGUUGCAGAGAUAUUGUAUGUGUGUUAAGGUCGAAAGUUAUUUAUAGAUAUUGGAAAAUCUAUAUUGUGUUAGGAUAGCUAUUUAUAGAUAUGGGAAUUUCCACAGUUUGUGAUUUCAUUGAUACAUUAAUGGUGAUGGAUAGGGGAU